AUGAAAAGUUCGAGUGCCGGUUUAGGAUGUAGCGUCUCAGGUGGUGUUCUGGCUCUGUUCCAGCCGAGCUCGCCGUCUGCGUCGCUGUCGAGUGAUUCCGUUACGCCGCCGGCUUCGGUGGACGGAGACGCAGACUUCGUUAGCUCUAUCAACACAAGUGGUACUCAAAGCUUGGAGGGGUCCGAUUUGACCGGUUCUAGUUCGCCUGUUCCGAGUUUGCCGCGGGUUCCAGCAAAGCCCCGAUUCGGGUUCUUCCCCAGACCGACGGUGUCUGAUCUGAACUUAUCCGAGCUGAGGCUGUCAGACCAAGAGGAUUCCCUGGGGCCCGUAGGGAGCGGCGCGGCCACAGGCACAGGCUCGCUCACAAGCACAGGGUCGCGAUCAAACGAGAACAUGCAAGUGGACUCGUGUGAUGACGACGUCAGUUUGUUCGAGAUAGAAUCCGACGACUGGAGAGAGAGGGAGCGGCCCCCUAGACAGCCGUCCCCGACGCCGUCCAGCUUAAGCGAGUCAGAGUUGUCGCAAGUUUCUCUUCCCGCAACCCAUCGAUUCGGCAUCUACGUCGAACCAGUGCAGCGUGGCUCUGAUGCUUAUCCAGGAUCCAGGCGUAAGCGGCCUGCAUCCUGGGGCAGUAGUACUUGGGGCGGCGGUAGCCAUCGUUCACACGCGGACUCCGAGGUGCUACCUGGACCCCAACCCAGCUUCGAUGAGGACAGGUCCAAUAGAAACAGCCAACCACUGGCUUUUGGGCGCGACGCCCCCUCCGUAUCGAUUUUACAUGAAUUCCUGGAGCGGCAGCAGCCAGAGCCACUCUCGCCCCUACAAUUACAGGAGUGGGCUGCCGCGUGCGACCCAGUUACCGGGGAAGGUUUCUCACUCGAAAUGGCUCAGUGUAUAGCUGUAACCGCGGCGACAAUGAACACCCUCCCACCUGCUGAAACCUGCUUAUGGUUCCUCACACACGUGCCCGUUGACGACAUCGACAGAUACAAAGCUGUGGCCGAGUUCCUUCACGGAGUCGUCUUUCCCCCCGGCGAGACGACGAAAAUCAGCUUGUCAGAGAUCAACUUGUCAGAGAUGGAAACGAUGCCUCAGCCACUCAACGCUAAACAGAUGAAAGGGCCACAACCGUUCGAUUCCACGCAACUGAGGUGCUGGGCCUCCACCUGCCACCCGGUCAGACGUCAGGGUUUCAACCUACAAACGGCUCAGCGCAUGGCUGCAACCGUUGCGUUGAUGCGCAAGCGCGAUGGCAUGCCCCCCUGUGACACCUACAAGUGGAUUAUGUCCCACGUCCCCAUUGACGACAUUGAGAGGUACAAAAUCGUGGCCAACUUCGUUCACAUAAUCGUGUUUGGUCCCAAAACAUCGUCGGCGACGGAAACAUCGUCGGCGAUUGAAGCAUCGUCGGGGAUGGGAACAUCGUCGGGGAUGGGAACAUCGUCGGGUAUGGGAAUACCGUCGGCGAUGGAUCCGUCGGAGCCAGUCGGCUCUGGGCAGACGAAAGAACUGAAGCGGCUCAGUUCCCAGCAGAUCAAGAUCUGGGCGAGCACGUGCGACCCGGUCAGUCGAGAAGGUUUCACCGAUGACGUAGAGGAGGGCAUCACCGCAACAAUCGCGCCGAUGCAGCAGUCCUGGUGUCCGACAGAUGUGUACAGGUGGCUCAUCAAACACGUGCCGGUUGAGGACAUCGAUCGGUACAAAGCCGCAGCAGAGUUCCUCCACAGAAUCGUCUAUGGCCCGGAAACAUCACCGCCGGUCGCCUCCACUAGUUUCGCCACGACCCCAGAGAUAGUGCCGUUGGACACGCACGAGCUGAGGGGCUGGGGAAGGACGUGCGACCCGAGUCGAGGUUUCUCCCGCGAAAUAGCACUCCGUAUUGCGGCUACGGUUGGCUUGAUGCGGAGCAACAAGCAGCCGGAAGAAAUCUACUCCUGGCUACUCCAGUUCGUGCCUAAAGAUGACGGGGACAGAACAACGAUUAUUUGCGACUUCCUUCACAAGGUCGUGUUCGGCAGAAAACAGCACGAAACUUUCGAGCCACUCGACUCCCAGCAAAUCAAGUCCUGGGCAAGGGCCUGCGACCUGGCCACGGGUCGAGGCUUCUCACGCCCCGUUACCGAACGCAUCAGUCUAACUAUCAAAUCCAUGCGCGGCACCCUGGCCUCCGCCCAAAUCUAUAGGUGGCUCAUGAAACACGUGCCCACUGACAACAUCAAUCGCUACACAACCGUCGCCACAUUUCUUCACGAUGUCGUUUACGGCCCUGAAAGAGUCGACAGCCAACCCAGCUACAUACCUCCUGUGUCUAACUAG
Molecule: messenger RNA, 2316 nt
Organism: Gregarina niphandrodes
Lineage: Eukaryota; Apicomplexa; Conoidasida; Eugregarinorida; Gregarinidae
Exons: 2
Coding region: 1-2316 (771 amino acids)
Source: RefSeq, a predicted model, not a curated record